Trichoderma citrinoviride is the source of this 1480-nucleotide messenger RNA. RefSeq lists its product as hypothetical. The coding region runs from base 14 to 1480 and encodes 488 amino acids. The record is from RefSeq and is a predicted model, not a curated record. Lineage: Eukaryota; Fungi; Ascomycota; Sordariomycetes; Hypocreales; Hypocreaceae. The transcript has 3 exons.
AGGCAUACGCACCAUGACGGACUCUCUUUCGCUUGUCUUCAUAACGGCAACCAAUCGGCUUCUUCCCGAUGAUAAGCAUGCCAGGAAGCAGAUCCGAAAGCAGGCCAUGAGCAGAUGUGCCCAUGACAGGCGGAAACGAGGCGGAUAUGGGCAACACAAUCUGAUACAGUAUCCCGUUGGGAUGCUGCAAGACGAGGACAGCAGAGAAAGGGAUGCGUCGAGAAAGAGUGCCAGUGUUUUCGUGAAUCCUGCCAUUUCAGCGAACCUCGCAAGUUGUCAUUACGAGAAGAUGAGGAUGCGAUACAACUUUGACCUUCUCGACUUGUCUCAGUUGACUUCCUUCCACAUCAGCUACGCGACGGCAAGCCGCCUGGCAAACAAACCCACCAUGCUGACCGAGGUCCUGGGCGAUCGGCAUUGGUCGUAUCUGAGCUAUCUGCCGAGUCGGCUUGGCCAUAACAGCGCUUUGGACAAAGCCGCCGCAUGUGUGGCUGCUCGAGCACAGCAAUGGCUUACUUCUCCUUCUGAACCAGUGUCUUGCGGCAUUCUAAAGCUCUACUCGAGUGCCCUGAAGGCCCUGCAGGCCGAGUUACAGAAUCCUAAAGCAUGUCUUCAGCCGGAUGUGCUGUGUGCUACAGCGUUACUUGGGGUAUACGAGCUCCUGAAGAUGUCGACCGAAGAUGCCUGGAACUAUCACUCCACAGGAGCAGGUGCGUUGAUAAAGCUCCGUGGCCCUGGCCGCUGCGAGAGCGACUUUGAGAAAGCAUUGCUCCUAUCCCAUGUUGGCCAAAUCUUUCACGAGGCCCUCAAUGCCAACGAGGGCUGCUUCUUAGCCGACGACGCUUGGCAGGCAGCAUUGUUCUCCAUCCCCACAGACGAUAGCCUCUUCUCCGAUCGGAGUGAGCCGAUUGUCUCCCUUUUGACCAACGUAUGCCACGUUCCCGAGUAUUUCCAGAAGACUUCGGAAAUCGUCUGCAUCACUCGGGACAAUACCCCAGACUCCCUAGUCGAGCACGUUGAGAGCAAACUGUAUCACCUGCGUCAGUCGAUUCUGCUCUGGCAUGAGAAGUACUUCGGGCCAAACACAGCGGAUUGUGCCACCAUGCGUAUAAACCAAGAUAGGCAGCAUGAAGCGCUUGGUUUCAGUUUCGCAGUGUCCAUUCUUCUGAACCGCUUGCUCUUCUGCUUGGAUCCGGUACGAAAUGCCUCUUGUGAGGAGACGGCAGAGGAAUUUGCUUCCAAGAUACUGCUCAUUGAAAAGGAGGGGCUGUCGACUGCUUCCCAAGCAGAGCUUUUUAUGGCGAUCAAGCUCGGCGUUGCGAGAACGACACUUACCACGGCAGCUAGAUGGCGGGAAUGGUAUAUGGAGAGCACACAACCUGAAUCCCCAAGUGCAUCACAUAUUCUGCCAAGUGUGAUCUUUGUCGACUGGUGCCAGAGAAUGGGAUGGAAGAUUCCUCGACCAGUUUCGAGAGAGUGA